Molecule: messenger RNA, 303 nt
Organism: Ambispora gerdemannii
Lineage: Eukaryota; Fungi; Glomeromycota; Glomeromycetes; Archaeosporales; Ambisporaceae
Source: the annotation of a GenBank genome assembly
AUGUAUAUAACUUCUGACUCUGAUACAACCUCUGAUUCGAACACUUCUUCUGAUUCAGAUACUUCUUCGAUCAGUUCAGGAUUAGAGGUUAUACAUGUCAUUGAGACUACAGUAGCAAAGAAGCGUUCUACUGAGCGAAAACAACAUGUAUUCAUUCAACAUUUCAGAGAAUAUCCAUUUUAUGGCAUUGACGGCUUCUUUGUUUUUCUUCCUCGUGAUGAUAUUCCCCGAUCACGCUCCUCUGUGUAUGGGGAUCGUUGGUACAUGUUUCUUUUUGUACCACGCCGUGCAAAAGCUCAAUAA